Messenger RNA from Trichoderma harzianum CBS 226.95, 1189 nucleotides. RefSeq lists its product as hypothetical. The coding region runs from base 444 to 902 and encodes 152 amino acids. The transcript has 4 exons. NCBI's taxonomy places the organism in Eukaryota, Fungi, Ascomycota, Sordariomycetes, Hypocreales, Hypocreaceae. The record is from RefSeq and is a predicted model, not a curated record. Gene Ontology annotation, cellular component: mitochondrial inner membrane. Gene Ontology annotation, biological process: mitochondrial electron transport, cytochrome c to oxygen.
UCUUGCAUGAACUUCAAUGAUGGUGUUUCAACACGCUGAAUGCAUGCAUGCCAGUAUCAAAAUGGCAUUCCGGCCAGCCGCACCCCCAUACGGAGGUUCGGUAUCAGCAGCUUUCAGCUGGACAAAUAGAAACUGGCCAAAUUGAAAGCCUAUCGUAAUUGAGGCCGUACGCGCUCGUCUCAAACGCACUGUCCCACACGCGCAAAUCUCGCCCAAAUACAGCCCCGCCAAAUUCCCAAUUCGCACUGUCGCGUCCCGCUUGGCCGGGUAAAUCAGGCAAUGUCGUAGCUUAGUCAUCCGCCGUCCUCAGGCGAUUCUUUGCUCCAAAACACCUCUUGUCAAUCCUAGCACCGCCCAAAGGCUCACCACAACACCAAACUCAAUCUCUCCCCCCUCCCCUCAAAAGGCCCUCUUUUGCGCUUCUCGAGCUUCUCCUACGAAUCAUGCAGUCCGCCGCCCUCCUCCGCGCCGCCGCCCGCGGCUCCUCCAUGGUCCGCGCCGCCGCCGUCCGUCCCGCACCUUUCGCUGUUCGCUCGGCCGUUGCCGCUCGCCCUUUCAGCGUCUCUGCUUCCCGACGAGCCGAGCACGCUGAGGAGACCUUCGAAGAGUUCACUGCCAGAUUCGAGAAGGAGUUUGAUGCUGUGCAGGACGUCUUCGAGCUCCAGCGCAACCUCAACAACGCCUUCGCCUACGAUCUCGUCCCCUCGCCCUCUGUCGUCGCCGCUGCCCUCAAGGCUGCCCGGAGAGUCAACGACUUUGCUACUGCCGUCCGCAUUUUCGAAGGCAUCAAGGCCAAGGUCGAGAACAAGAACCAGUACCAGCAGUACCUGGACGAGCUGAAGCCUCUGCGAGAGGAGCUGGGUGUCUCACUGAAGGAGGACCUUUACCCCGAGGAGAAAUAAGCUCACUGCCCACGAGGAGAAAAAGUCUGUUCCGAGUCUUGUACAUGGUAUUGUGUUGGGAGGGAAGAGGAUAGCGACGGUGCUAGACGGUUGAUGGGAAGGGGGCCUCCCAAACCAAUGUCUGAUAAGUUUGAAGAAGCAUAUAGUGUAUACUGCUCCCUACUGUUGUUGCGGCGCCUAGCUGCUUCAACGGAAUUUUUUAAAAAAAGAAAUUCACAGAUUCCCUUGGCUGCGUCAUAUCAUCAUCAUACUAUUAAAAAAUCACAGUUGAUAUUCCUGACAAAACU